Molecule: messenger RNA, 321 nt
Organism: Asterias rubens (European starfish)
Lineage: Eukaryota; Metazoa; Echinodermata; Asteroidea; Forcipulatida; Asteriidae
Exons: 3
Coding region: 1-321 (106 amino acids)
Source: RefSeq, a predicted model, not a curated record
AUGGUGGAUGAUAAUCAUGACAAUGUCGAUAGCGACAAUGACAAAGACAUCAACAGCGACAAUGACAACAACAACAACCACGACAAUGACAAAGACAUCAACAGCGACAUUGACAACGACAACGACAGCAACAACGACAGCAACAACGACAAUGACAACGACAACGACAAUGUCGACGACAUCGUCAUCGACAAACACAUGAACAGCGACAAUUACAACGACAACAACAAUGACGACAACGACGACAACAUCAGCAACAAGAGCAGUGGCAGCACCAGCAGCAGCAGCAGCGAAACAUCAUACAAUCAAGUUUCUCUUUAG